AUGGCGUACAAUGACGACUCAGUCCUGGCGCGUCUGUCAGCACUGAACGAAAGUCAUGAUAGCAUCGCCACAGCCGCGCAAUGGAUCAUGUUUCACAGGCGACACGCAGAUCGCACGGUAGCGCUCUGGAUGCAGCGGUUAAAGGAUUCGUCCAGCACGAAACGACUGAGCCUGAUUUACCUUGCGAAUGAGGUUGUGCAGCAGUCGAGAAUCCGUCACAAAGAAGACUUCGUCAUCGCCUUCUCCCCCGUUGUGGCUGAAGCAGCCGCGGUCGCAUACAAGGGCGCGCCAGCGGAGAUCCAAGCCAAGCUGCGGCGUGUCAUUGACGUCUGGAAAGACAGAACCAUCUUCGAGGCGCCGAUUCAGGCAGCUAUCGAAGCACGCCUCAAUGAAUUAGAUAAAGCCCGCGGAUCCGUUAAGCCCGGCUUUGGAGGCUCCCCCUUCGGAUCAUCCGCUUCUUCUGUGCCCUCGGAAUUCACGCCUCUCGUCUCCGCCCAUCAAACCGUCACCAAGCUGAGCGUGCCACUCAAGUCAACCAUUGCUUCCGCAAACCAAGAGUAUGAAAAGCAGGUCGAUCCUACAGUGCCGCCUCCAUCGGCGCCGGUUUAUGCGGCUCGCCUCAAUGGGUUGCUCAAGACCCUUGCGAACGCCGAGAGUGCGGUGGCUGAGUGCGUCAAGGCCCGAGAGACGUUGAUCUCGGGGCUGGAGAAGAUGCUGGAUUCAAACAGGGCCGCCUUGGAAAAGGAGAAGAGCGCAGCCGCCGAGCUCUCGGGGCGCAAACGCGAAAUCGAGGAUAAGAAGCAGCAGGUCGAGGUAGCCAUCAUGAGGGCGCUUGGGCCUGCGGAUGGCAAUGGGUCUCAUGCGGAGGGCGAAUCCGGCAGCCCUCCUACGGAGCUUGACCGCCCGGAGAUGGAGGCUCUUACACCGCCCAGUAUGGACAAUGACUUUGAGGACACUGCUCCGGAGAGUAUUGGAGUGGACGAGAGCGCCAAACACUCGGAAGUCGCCCCAGCAACUGAACCCGCCGCGGCCGUGCCCUCGACGCAUACUCAAGCACUACCGAUAUCGAUCAACGGUUCCAAUAAGAGGCGGCGAGUGGACGACGCUGGCGACUUUCCCAAUCUGGGGAAUGAUGACGAGAUAGAUGCCGAGGUGGCACAAAUGUUGAAAGAGGGCAACGACGCCUAG
Molecule: messenger RNA, 1188 nt
Organism: Trichoderma citrinoviride
Lineage: Eukaryota; Fungi; Ascomycota; Sordariomycetes; Hypocreales; Hypocreaceae
Product: DUF618-domain-containing protein
Exons: 4
Coding region: 1-1188 (395 amino acids)
Biological process (GO): mRNA 3'-end processing
Cellular component (GO): RNA polymerase II, holoenzyme
Molecular function (GO): RNA polymerase II C-terminal domain binding
Source: RefSeq, a predicted model, not a curated record